GAUUAUUCCGAUCUGAUCACCACGCAGCUGUCGUUAUUUUAAUGUUGAACACUCAGACAAGAGUGCCAUGGAUGUGAAGGAAAGGAAACCGUACCGAUCUCUGACGAGGCGCCGCGACACGGAGCGCCGCUACACCAGCUCCUCAGCGGAGAGCGAGGACAGCAAGGCGCCCCAGAAGUCCUACAGCUCCAGCGAGACCCUGAAGGCUUAUGACCAAGACUCCAGGUUGACCUACAGCAACCGCGUCAAAGACAUGGUGCACCAGGAGGCCGAUGAAUUCUGCCGAACAGGAGCCAACUUCUCCUUGCGAGAGCUGGGCCUCGAAGACGUGACGCCCACGCACGGGACUUUGUACCGCACCGACCUGGGGCUGCCCCACUGCGGCUACUCCAUGAGCGCCGGCUCGGACGCCGACACCGAGGCCGACGUGGUCAUGUCGCCCGAGCAGCCCGUGAGGCUCUGGGGACGCAGCACCAAGUCCGGCCGCAGCUCCUGCCUCUCCAGCCGGGCCAACUCCAACCUCACGCUCACCGACACGGAGCACGAGAACACUGAAACUGGUGAGUG
This is a messenger RNA of Tinamus guttatus (white-throated tinamou), 567 nucleotides long. Lineage: Eukaryota; Metazoa; Chordata; Aves; Tinamiformes; Tinamidae. The record is from RefSeq and is a predicted model, not a curated record.